CCAGAGGGUUAUGAAUAUGGGAUGAGGCCGGGGCCACGGCCCUCGUCAUGCGGGCCCGGCAGGCGGCGGGAAGCGGCGGCGGCGGGGCGCAAGAUGGCGACCGCCAUGUACCUGGAGCACUACCUGGACAGUAUCGAGAACCUGCCGUGCGAGCUGCAGCGGAACUUCCAGCUGAUGCGGGAGCUGGACCAGAGGACAGAAGAUAAGAAAGCAGAAAUUGACAGUCUUGCGGCAGAAUACAUUGAGUCAGUGAAGAACAUGUUACCUGAGGAGCGAGUGGAACACCUGAAGAAAAUCCAGAGUGCCUACAGCAAAUGUAAAGAGUACAGUGAUGAUAAAGUCCAGCUGGCCAUGCAGACGUACGAGAUGGUGGAUAAGCACAUCCGCCGGCUGGAUGCAGACUUGGCACGAUUCGAAGCAGAUCUGAAGGACAAACUGGAAGGCAGUGACUUUGAAAGCCCUGGAUCUCGAAGCCUGAGAAAGGGACGGAGUCAGAAAGACAAAAGAGGCUCUCGCGGUCGAGGCAGGCGAACAUCUGAAGAAGAUACACCAAAGAAAAAGAAACUCAAAGGAGGAUCUGAGUUUGCUGAUACCAUCCUGUCAGUGCAUCCCUCAGAUGUCCUAGACAUGCCAGUGGACCCCAACGAACCCACCUACUGCUUGUGUCACCAGGUGUCCUAUGGAGAAAUGAUUGGCUGUGACAACCCAGAUUGCCCAAUUGAAUGGUUCCACUUUGCUUGUGUGGACCUCACCACCAAACCGAAAGGGAAAUGGUUUUGUCCUCGUUGUGUUCAGGAAAGAAAGAAAAAGAAGUAAGGAAUAGAGGGGAAUACAUCCUCUGAGGCAAGAAGAAUUUAAUAUAUUCCUUCCUUCAUGUUGCAAUAUUAUCUUUGAUUUUUUUUCCAACAACCCUCUUUCUUUUUCUGGUAUGAUAUUUAAUUGCCCAGUGGCCAGUUGUAAUUCCUGUUCUUUCAUAAGAAAAUUACUUUGGGAGGGAGGGAGUUUGCCACAGGGAUUUUAUUUAUGUCACACUUGCACAGCACUGAAAUCGGUGUUACUAUGAAGUGCUAGGGCAGCCAGUAGCUGUAGUCUGUGCUAGUUUAUUGGAGUCCGUGAAACUCUGUAAGGCAUUGCAGGAGAAUGAAAUACCUGUGUCUUCAGCAUGGUGCAUCGCCAUCAUGGAAACAGUUUAGGCCUGGAGCUUGGUGUGGCAAAGAUGGAAUUUUUUCCUAUUAGUCUGCAUGAAAGAAGUAGGCUCCAUUGCUUAGGUGUGAAGUCCAUUUGUUGUACAGUUUUGUAGUACAGAAAAGAACAGGAAAGCUGGUUAACUGUUUCCAGGGUUGGCUUGCUCAACGCCAAGUACUGUGCUUAGUUUUGACAGGGCAGGGAUGGGAGGGAGGUCAGAUCAAACUUUCUCUUUUGGGGAGUUUCUUCUGUCUACUUUUGCACUGCCUUUAUUUUACUUGAUCUUGCCCCCAUUCACAUGAACCUUAACAGAAGCAAGCCAUUUGGCUUUUCACCUUCUUCUAGAAGAGGUUUGUUUUUUGGGGAUAAAAGCCUUUAAAUAGCAAAGGCAUUGUCCUGCAGUGUUUCUCAGUGAUUGUAAUAUUGAGAGAGGGCCUUACUUUUCCUGGCUGGUUCCAUUUCUCCGAAGAUCCUUUAAGUACAUUACUGUGAAGAUGAAACCGACAGUAUUCUUGCAGAGACAGAAGGUCGGAUUUAUUCAUAAAAUAAGACGAAGACCUGAUUUUUGUAACCUGUGUUUGCCUGUGUUGGACUUGGGUAAAUAAGGAAGACGAGCUUUAGGGAUGAUGUGUACUUUCCCAUGGUGGUGUGGGAAAGCUGAAGGGCACCACUUGGUAGUUGGGUUUGCUGUGAAGCACUGCCAGGGAAGAGGGCCAUUCAGCAGGAAUGUGUUAAAAUGACUUCACUUCUUUUUUUCAGUGGAGGGCACAUUUGCAUGUUCUUGACUUCUUUAAGCUGCCUUUCAGAUCAUGAAUGUGAAUCCUUGCUGUCAUCACAGUGUCAGUUGCUGCAGCGGAAGGAAGAGAAGGAAAUCAGGAGUAGGAAAACAAAAGUCUUUCGGGUUUUUUCCUUCCUCUGAGUUACAGUGGAUGCAGAAGUUGAGGGAAGAGCAGAGAUGACUCUUGUCUUCAUAUAUAUAUAUAUAUAUAUAUAUAUUUCCCCUGUUUUAUGGGGCUUGCUUGCCUAGCAUAAAAGGUGGUGUGGGGAAAGGUGGUUCUGCUGGUGGAGGGAAAAAAAAAAAGCUGCCCCAAACGAAAACCCCCUGCAGCAAUAGGCACCAGGGUUCAUGAACUUUGCUGGCUGUGAUCCUGAUGGGUGUUGAUGGCAGCUCUGUGCUGGGCUGUGUACUACUUUGCAUACCAUUGUGCAGGAGCUCUUGGUAUAGACUGCUGGAAAGGCAUUAAGAAACUUCCAGAUAAGCUUUUGUUCUGCUGUAAAAACAAUCAGAAAAAACAGUACAGAGGAAAAAGAAACACUUUUAGUCAGAUUUUGGCACCUGUUUCCAAAAGAAAAAAGUUUUUUCUCUGCAUUACUAACCCUCUUACUUGUGUUUUACAAUGAAAAAAAGUAGAACACAGCUCUUGCCAUUUUUCCUUCCGUCCUUUGCUCUGUUGGGCUUUGUAGAUGCUGCAGGUAUGUUAAGACUGACAUGGAAGAAACCUCUUGAUACCGAGACAGCUUUUCUGUGAACAUUUUGAUUUAGUGCAUCUGCUAUGGAAAAAAAAAAAAAAACAAAAAAACAAAACAAAAAAAAAAAAAAAACAAAAACAGAAAAACAACCAAAAACCCAAACAUGUCUGCAGGGUCCUGCCAUUUAAACUGUGAUAUUGCACGUGCCUCUGCUCCGUUGCAUCACUCCGCA
Molecule: messenger RNA, 2887 nt
Organism: Tyto alba (common barn owl)
Lineage: Eukaryota; Metazoa; Chordata; Aves; Strigiformes; Tytonidae
Gene: ING5
Product: inhibitor of growth family member 5
Exons: 8
Coding region: 22-816 (264 amino acids)
Biological process (GO): positive regulation of DNA-templated transcription; positive regulation of apoptotic signaling pathway
Cellular component (GO): nucleus
Molecular function (GO): chromatin binding
Source: RefSeq, a predicted model, not a curated record